CGGAGUUAACUAAAUCUAGGGUCCCCGAAAGUCGGUGCCCUGCCUUCCAAUUUCGCGCCAAGAAGAGUAGUAUUGUUGUGGAAGGUGAGCCCCAUCAGCACCGGGCGUCCAAGCUCGCGAUGCCCCCUCCUACGGUCAGCAGUAAAGCUCGGGUCUACACCGAUGUCAACACGCAGAAGACCAGGGACUACUGGGACUACGAUGCACACGUGCCAAGCUGGAGUAAUCAGGACAACUACCAGUUGGUGCGUAAGCUGGGCCGAGGGAAAUACAGCGAGGUGUUUGAAGCCGUCAACGUCAGUAACAAUGAGAAAGUGGUGGUUAAAAUCCUCAAGCCUGUCAAGAAGAAGAAGAUCAAGCGAGAGAUUAAGAUCCUGGAGAACUUGCGUGGUGGAACCAACAUCAUCCGCCUGGUGGACACAGUGAAGGAUCCUGUGUCUAGAACGCCGGCCCUUGUCUUUGAGUGCAUCAAUAACACAGAUUUUAAGGAACUUUACCAGAAGUUAACAGACUUUGAUAUUCGUUUCUAUGUGUACGAGCUUCUCAAGGCUCUGGACUACUGCCAUAGCAUGGGGAUCAUGCACAGGGACGUCAAACCACACAACGUCAUGAUCGACCACCAGACGAGAAAGCUGCGUCUCAUAGACUGGGGUCUGGCUGAGUUCUACCACCCAGCUCAGGAAUACAACGUCAGGGUGGCCUCCCGUUAUUUUAAAGGACCUAUCAGGAGCUGCUAGUGGACUAUCAGGUA
Messenger RNA from Oncorhynchus masou masou (cherry salmon), 751 nucleotides. Its product is annotated as casein kinase II subunit alpha'-like. Gene Ontology annotation, cellular component: nucleus; cytosol; protein kinase CK2 complex. The record is from RefSeq and is a predicted model, not a curated record. Lineage: Eukaryota; Metazoa; Chordata; Actinopteri; Salmoniformes; Salmonidae. The transcript has 7 exons. Gene Ontology annotation, biological process: peptidyl-serine phosphorylation; peptidyl-threonine phosphorylation; regulation of chromosome separation. The coding region runs from base 120 to 737 and encodes 205 amino acids. Gene Ontology annotation, molecular function: protein serine/threonine kinase activity; ATP binding.